GCCGAAAGCAAAAUAAAAUUAAAACCCCAUAGCCCAAUCCUUAUGAAAUUAGGAAAGACAACACGCAUAGAACGUUCCCUGUAAAUCUCUCAUAUAACCCUCGUCAGUCAUCCCUGUCAAUCUCUCCUCCUCUCUCUCAAUAUCAAGCAAUGCAGACACCGGCCCUCAAUUGGUUGAAAGAUGCGUAAUUUCUGGGAACUUUAUUCUCCAUUAUUUCAAGAUUGCAGUAGCGUUGAAGGAGGUUCUAAUUGUUCCAAUUUCACCUAUUUUAAUUCAGAUGCAAAUGAUGAAAGCUGAGUUUUGUGGAUGUUGAUGUUCACACGAUUGGAUAUAAGAUGACAUAUCCUGGUGAACAAAAGUUUGAUAUCGAUGCUUGUCAUAGAAAAUACAUCAUGCAAAAAAUGGGGAAUAAUUGGUGAGAUUAUCGAUGUAAUUUUCUUAAAGCAAUCAAUGACAAAGGAAAAACAAUUGCAUGACACAAGUUGCUGCUCUCCUCAAGCUCGAUAAUGUUGAAUCAAUGGAAGAAUGGCAAGCAUUUGUCAAAGAACGCAAUUCUCAACCAUAUAAGGAAAAGAAUGAAAGAUUCAAAAAGAUGAGUGCAAGUCAAACCAUGAUGCAUGCAACAAGUAGAAAGGAUUUGGCUCACUUGGAAGCUGAAAUGAAUAAAAAAAAGCACAUUCAAAGACGAUUUUCUCUCCAAGCAAACACUCACUUGAAGGUGAUGGUGUUGCAAAAGUACUUGGUCCAGAACGUCCAGGACAGGGGAUCCAUAUUUUGUGGGGUAGCUAAAUUGUCGGUCAAAGAAGUGAACUUUGAUAUGUUUAAUAAUUUUUUGUUAUAUGAUGGAACCUCAAUAUCCACGAGCUUAUUAGUUGAAUGACGAUUGGAGCAUACAAUAGUAGUCGAAAAUUUUUGAGAGUUAUUUAGAUGAAUUUUACAUUGGCAUAUUGUAUUGAACCGUACUCAAUAUUUCUUUUUAUCGAAACAAUGGAAAACUUGAUUA
Messenger RNA from Olea europaea var. sylvestris, 1003 nucleotides. RefSeq lists its product as uncharacterized. The record is from RefSeq and is a predicted model, not a curated record. The coding region runs from base 473 to 880 and encodes 135 amino acids. The transcript is spliced from 7 exons. NCBI's taxonomy places the organism in Eukaryota, Viridiplantae, Streptophyta, Magnoliopsida, Lamiales, Oleaceae.